GACUGGAUACAGAGGCUUGUCUUUGCAAUGCCAUGUUUGUGUAAUGUGUACCAACUGCUGAAAGGGAUUCACAGAGCCUGCUCGCCUGCUCAGUCAUCUGAUGUUUUCUUGUUUCUGUUUCAGUCUUCAGGAUAAUUCCUUUAACAGCACAACUGCAGCAGAGAGUGAAGGUGAAGCAGGCUCCCUCCAUGAGGACCAGACUGUGUGUUCCAAACUCAGAGAUGACAAUAAUAAAGAAAACUACCCUCAGAGAGUUGCAGAACUGGAAGAACAUGCUUCACCGUCCUGGUCACAAUCUCAUGUGGAAAAAAAAAUGUUUGAUGGUGUGCACAGACCUGCUGUUAGCAUCUUACAAAUAAAGCAGUCGUGGUCGAGUGUCAAAUCAGAAAACGGGAAGAGUCAUGAAGGAAGUCAGGAAAUUGAGAAUGUAAUUCCUUGCCUUUCUGACAAUCGGACGACAAAAGGAAUGACAUCUCACGAUCACCCUCAUGUAACCCUGAGAGGAAGUGAUUUUCAGCCAAGAAACAGUCCUGUCAUGCUACUCCAAGCAAUUGAAAUUGCUGAACAUUUCCAACAAGCGGGUGAGGAGGAUGUGGGUCAGGCUCAUGGCUCAAAAGAGGCAUCCAGCUCAUUAGUACACAACGUGCCAACUGAAUGUGCCAACCAUGCAGAACCAGCAUCGACCCACCGCGACUCUCAGAGUGAUGCAGAUCAUGGUACUGAAGACUCACGUGGCAUUGGGACCAGCCGGCUGCUUUUCCAUAUCACUGAUGGGGACAAUCCUCUGCUGUCACCACGGUGCUCGAUCUUCAGUCAAAGCCAGAGAUUUAAUUUGGAUCCUGAAUCUGCACCUUCCCCUCCCAGCUCCCAGCAGUUCAUGAUGCCAAGAAGUUCAUCGAGAGGUAAUUGCGAAGAUUCAAAAGAACCUCUUACAGUGAUGCAGCUUACCAAACAAAUACAAAGUCUCAAGAGGAAGAUCAGGAAAUUUGAAGACAAAUUUGAGUUGGAAAAAAAUUAUCGCCCUUCCCACAGUGAUAAAACGUCUAAUCUAGAAGUCCUGAAAUGGAUGAAUGAUUUAGCAAAGGCUCGUAAACAACUUAAAGAGCUUAAACUAAAAUUGUCUGAGGAUCAAAAUGUGCCAAGGACGUCCCAAGGUAGUACUCAUGAAGAACAGUCUAUAGCAUCUGUUGUGGUAGAACAACAUGGAGCAACAAGUACUCCAAUGACAUCUGUAGAGGAAACGGUGGAAAAUGUAUGGAAGAGGCUGAAAGAAAACAGGCGACUUCUUCAUCUGCCAGAAAAUUUAAAGGAAAUGACAAAAAAGCAAAUGAAUCUGGAAAAAAUCAGUCUUCAGAAAUGCCUUCUCUAUUUUGAAAAUAUUCACGGACGGCCUGGGACAAAGCAAGAGAGAAGUCUCAUGAAGCCUCUCUAUGACAGAUACAGGAUUAUCAAACAACUGUUAUCUAGUGCAUCUUUGAUUCCAACAAUACAUGAAGAAGAGGACUCUGAUGACGAUAGUGCUCAAAAUAGCAGUGAGUUGCCUGCACCAGAGACAGAUGGACUGACGGAUGAACAGUUAACAUAUUCUAGUGAUGACCUUGAACCUGCAUAUGUUUCUCCUCUUGAUGAAAAACGGCCUGUAAGACAGCCAGCCCUGUCAAUGUCCAACCUACAUGAGGCAUCCAUGCCAGAGCUUCUUGAUCAGCUUCGGGAGACAAGAGCCGACAAGAAGAGAUUACGAAAAGCUUUAAGAGAAUUUGAAGAGCACUUUUUAAGACAAACGGGAAGGAGUGUACAAAAAGAAGACAGAAUACCGAUGGCUGAAGAGUACUGUGAAUACAAGCAGAUAAAAGCUAAACUUCGGUUACUGGAGGUUCUGAUAAGCAAGCAAGAUGUUUCUAAAACUAUUUAAUAUGAAUACUCCUUCAAGCAGUAUUCAUAGAAUAAUAAAAACAUGCUGUAUUUCUGCACAUUCAUGUACAACACUGAAAACCUGAUGCACUUUAAAUGGUAUACACUACCUGGUAGGGAUAUCAGUAGCAAGAAUUGCAAAAAAGGGGGGGUCACCGCUGUCUACAGUCUUCAAGAAAACCUGCUGAAGGGCAUUAUGGUUACUUCUGUGUCUGUUCUAGAGGAUCAUCACACGGGGCUAAUUUAAUAAGGCUUUCACCACAUAUGCCAUUUUGUUCUUUUGUUUGUAAUAUAGAAUUCGGUUUUAAAUCCUGUAUAUUUUAUGAUUCUCCUAAAGUGUUUUUUGCAAGCAGACUCCUUGUCAGAAGUGCCUUCAAGUUGUUGCAGGCGCCUUCCAUACAACUGAGUUAGAAAAGAGAGAUUUUAAUUAAAUAUUGUAUUUCAGAUUUUGGAAAGAUUAACUAUAUUGCUACCCUGUGCAGAUUGUAUAUAUUCUGUAAUUAUCUUUUUUUUUUUUUUUGAACUGUGUUUUUGUAAAUUUUUAAACUUUUUAUUUAUUUUGCAUGGUGCAGGGUUGUGCAAUAUACUCACUCCUUUGCUGCCCAGAGGUUAAAAUCUUGAAAUAUUGUAUGUUCCAAUAUUCAUAUGUUACAGCAUUCAACCAAAGGACUGUUCUGUAACCAACGAAAAUGGACAGAACACCUUCUGAAGACUAUUGGCAAGUUUUAUCAAUCUAUCAUGCAUUUCACACUCUUCCAAUCAUAACUUCUCCCCCAC
Messenger RNA from Pelobates fuscus (common spadefoot toad), 2688 nucleotides. RefSeq names its product family with sequence similarity 13 member C (gene FAM13C). The record is from RefSeq and is a predicted model, not a curated record. The transcript is spliced from 15 exons. NCBI's taxonomy places the organism in Eukaryota, Metazoa, Chordata, Amphibia, Anura, Pelobatidae. Bases 101 to 1912 code for a protein of 603 amino acids.